Molecule: messenger RNA, 2844 nt
Organism: Candida albicans SC5314
Lineage: Eukaryota; Fungi; Ascomycota; Pichiomycetes; Serinales; Debaryomycetaceae
Exons: 1
Coding region: 1-2844 (947 amino acids)
Biological process (GO): tRNA methylation
Cellular component (GO): cytoplasm
Molecular function (GO): protein binding
Source: RefSeq, a predicted model, not a curated record
AUGCCAGAACUAGAUAAACUAUCUUCACGGUUUAGGCCGCUUUACCACUAUGGGCCAGUCACAGCAUUAAAGAUUUACAAGCACUAUAUCAUUGCAGGUUAUGGUCCAAUUUUAAAGAUUUUCCACAUCAAUGAUCAAGUAGAUCUAAUUUUCGACAAACAAGUGUUCCAGAGAAACAAGAUCCACCAUAUUGAUAUCAACCCCGAAAAUGACACGUUUGUGGUUAGUGGUGGACGGUCCUUUCUUGUUCUGAGAUUGGGAGAGUUGAUAGACGCCAGAACAGUAUCUGCCAUGGAACACACAAUCAACGAGUGGAUUGUUACUUCGUACGUUUUGGACGACAACCAUAUACUAUUGCUAAAUUCCCACAACACAAUUAUAAAAAUCGACAAACACAACUUUUCUGUCGUGGAUAAAAUUGAUUGCAAGGAAAAAUCGAUAUUGUAUAGUGGAUCAAUUACAAAACUACCAAGUGGUGAUAUCUAUGUCGCUGCCGGGACAGUAAUGAACGGAACUAUUAUCUGGGACUUGCACAGCCAAAAAAUAAAACACAACUUAACUGACCACGAAGGGUCUAUUUUCGGGAUCAAAAUUGACCCAUCAGGGCAAUAUAUCGUGUCGUGCUCCGACGACAGGUCAAUCAAGUUGUACAGCUUUAAUGAAGGGAAAUUGCUAGCAACCGGCUGGGGACACGGGUCAAGAAUUUGGUGCUUGGAGUUUUUCAGUGGGGAGCCCCUAAAGAUUAUGUCCUGUGGUGAGGACUGUACCAUGCGUAUGUGGGAGUAUAGGCCUGGCAAUGAUCUACUCCAACAGAUAGAAUUGUGGGAAAAUUUCCAUCGGGGGAAACACAUUUGGAGUGGUGAUGUCGAUAAUGUCGAAUUGAAUAUUGCUGUAACCGGUGGGGCAGACGGCAAAGUCAGAGUCCAUGACUUAACCCAGCAAGACCGCCAAAAGUUCUCCCUCGCCGAAAUAUCAUUCAACAUCAGUCUCAACAAGUCGGAUUUUAUUAGAGACUAUUUUGAAUUGCCAGAAUUUCUUGUCUUGUUAAUGUCAAAUGGUUAUUUGUUUAUACGUAAGGACAACACAUUUACCAGUUUGGGCCACUUUGCAGAGUUUGAUGGGUUUGGAAUUGUCAGUGGAUUUGCAGAUCUUGGCGUGGUGCUAGUCUGUGCUAGAGAUGGAAGAAUCUUGUCUAUUGAUGGGAGUGCUACUCCAACAUGGAUCACCAACCCAUGCAACAACAAAAUAGUUAACAUGUUGCUAGACACAAACUGUGGCAGACACUUUGUAUUGCUUGAAAGCCCAAACCCAAAUGUUCCAUUUACACUCCACGAAUUGACGUAUACCACCAGCUUGCAAAUCUCCAAAACAUGGGACAUUCCCAAACCGGAACUGAGAUUUAGUGUAACUGCAAUGACAAUAGAUACAGUCCACCAAAAACUCAUAUUGGCAUCGAAAAAAGUUACUAUUGGUGUAUUCGAUUUAAAGACACUUGCGGCAACUGUGUUUAGAAAAGUAUCACCAGGUGAUUCGGUUUCGUCGUUGUCGAUUAUUAACACAACACCAAAAAGUCUCCAAGUAUUGGUAGUUGCUAGAGAUGGGUUCUAUACCAUUGCCGACAUAUCAGGCACCUCUGCAUUAAACAUCUUACAACAGAACAAAAUCACCAGAGGGGUAAUUGAAGGUGGGUUUAUGAACAACAACGACUUGAUAUUGUACGGGUUUAAGUCGUCGUACUUUUUUGUGUGGAAUGAAACUAAACAGAUGGAAAUCAUGAAUGAACAGUGUGGGGGCAGCGGACACAGACAUUACAAAUUCUAUCACGACGCCGCCGAAUACUUUAAAUUUAUUUACACUUUGAAAAACGAGUUAUGUAUACGUACCCACCACGUACGAUUCAGCAACACGUUUGGGUUGAUUCAGAAUGGUACUCACGGCCGUGAGAUACGUGAUGUGGCAAUUUCUAGCGACCAUAAACUAGUGGCAACAUCGUCUGAGGAUUCGUCCAUUUGUCUCAGUAAAUUGUCUGACGAUGGCAAACUCGUCAAUGUUUGGAACAUGACCAACCACGUCUCGGGAAUGCAAAAAAUCAAAUUCCUCAGCAAAGACUUUAUUGCCAGUUCUGCCGCUAACGAAGAGUUUAUUGUAUGGAAAUUGAGCUGGUCGCAAGACCUCCCGAUGCUAAUGGAGUAUAACCGAUUAAACCCUACCAAAGAGAUACCAGAUUUGCGUGUGAUGGAUUUCAGCUCCAUAAAGAGUGAUACGGGGUUCACCAUUGCCACAGUUUAUUCCGACUCCAACAUUAAGAUAUGGCAGUUUGAUCUUGAUUCUGGGUUCCACUUGCUCAAGUCUUGGUUUUACUCUACAUGCUGUAUAUUGAAUUGUCAAUUCCUAAACAACCACUACUUACUUAUUAGUACCACCGAUGGGUGCGUCACAAUCUACGACAUAGCCACCGCAAAACCCGUUGCAAAAGAAAAACUCCAUCAAAGCGGUGUCAAAGCGAUAUCUAUCCACCAAGACUAUUUGAUUACCGGUGGAGACGAUAACGCGAUCACUGUCUCCCAAUUCGACAACACAUCUAUCAAACUCAUCGAUCGGGUCGAAAACGCUGCUUCUGCAACUAUCACUUCGAUUGGGUAUGUCGAUGACAAAUCGUUUAUCACCACUUCAGUUGACCAGAUCAUCAGAUUGUGGUCGUUCUCGCUGGGCAAAUUAGUUUGCCACGAAGCAAGGUAUACUACAAUUGCCGACACUGGGUGCUGCGACACAACUACAGUAAAUAGCAAAACACUAGCAGUGGUUGGAGGCGCUGGUAUCAGUACAUGGGAAAUCUUGUAUUAA